AUGGCCAACAUUGUGGUGAAGACCAUCUGGCAGUCCAAAGAAAUAAAUGAGGCUGGAGACACACCAAUAGGGAUUGAGAGUCGGGCUCAGGGCACCAAGGAUCAGCUGGGAAAGCCUACUAGCAUCAAAGGCUUCCCCAAAAAGAAGAAAGCCGUCUCUUUCCAUGGAGUUGAACCCCAUUUUACCACUGAAAGUCCCAAUCUGAAUUUGAAGCGUUCUUCUGCUUGCACUAAUGUCUCUCUUCUGAAUCUAACUGAUGGGGAACGUGAUGAUUCUACCACCGAGAAUGAAUCCACAGAUGACGGAGGCUUACCAGGGGGAACUGGAGGCGAAAGACGGGAUCCUCUGUUUCCCAUCAAGCCAGCUUGGUCAGAAGAUGAAGAUGAUAAUUCCAGCCAGCAGGAAGUGAGUAAUAGUGGCCUUUUACGAGCCAAGGAUUCUAUCACCAGCCUCAAAGAGAAGACAUCCAAGGUCACCCACCAUCUUCAGAAUCUGCAGGAAAGCUGUCGAAAAGUGACAAAAUCUGUGGAGGAUGCCGAAAUAAAGACCAGCGUACUGGAAGAAAACUCAGCCCUCUUGGAGGAGAAACUGCGUAACUUACAGCAACAGGUUCAAGUAGAAGACUUUCGUGGUAAGAUCUCAUGGCAAUUGCUGGAAUAGGGGAUGGCGAGUGGGGUCUCCAAACAAUUUUUGUACCUCAUAAGUAGCAUGAUCCCCAAGGUUGCCCAUCUUUGGGGAGAGAAAUGCAUGCUGGAGCUGGCCCAGAAGGAGGUGUUGCGGCUAUUGGCCCAGUUGGGGAUACGCUUGGAAGGAGUGCUUCCCCAGAGGGAAAGGACACAAGUGGAACAAGGCCAAGCACUCAGGAUGCUGCGGGAGGAACUGGAUGAAGUCUCUUCUGCGGCAAAGCGGGCAUCAGUAUCUCUCACUCAGGUCCGGGAAGAUCUGGAUGGGCUCCUGGAAGACAUAUCCCGACAUCUUGCAACACUAAAGAAUAUGGAAGGAUCCAAUUGGCCUCCUUUUAAUUGUGCUAGAUGUUCCAGCUACAGCAUUGUGAAUACAGAGGUACUGCGAAAGAUGUUUGAACAUGCGAUGGCGCCCAUUUUGGAGGAGCUGAAGCAGAGGGGCCAACCCGAAGGCAUAUGCCCCAGCUGCCAGCAUUUGCAGAAGACAAUGACACAGUGAGGCACAGAGUAGACUAACCCCAGACCCUCCUGCCCCCAAUAAAAUGUUUCCAGAGUGCAGUCUUUCUGGAGCAUUUUUCUGACCCUAAGUUAUGCAGACCAGAUCAAGAUGUCCUUGCCCUGGGAAGUCUGGAGACAGAUCCAU
This is a messenger RNA of Notechis scutatus (mainland tiger snake), 1326 nucleotides long. The record is from RefSeq and is a predicted model, not a curated record. Lineage: Eukaryota; Metazoa; Chordata; Lepidosauria; Squamata; Elapidae.